Molecule: messenger RNA, 921 nt
Organism: Aspergillus clavatus NRRL 1
Lineage: Eukaryota; Fungi; Ascomycota; Eurotiomycetes; Eurotiales; Aspergillaceae
Product: nucleic acid-binding protein
Exons: 3
Coding region: 1-921 (306 amino acids)
Molecular function (GO): RNA binding
Source: RefSeq, a predicted model, not a curated record
AUGCGGCGGCAUUUCCUCCGUCGAGCAGCCUGUCGCCUCCUUACCUCCUCGGCCGCUGCGCCGGCGUGGUCAUCUCGCGCCGUAGCACCGCGCGCCCUGCUACCCGUGGCUUCUUAUGUACCAUCAUACAAUCUGAGCCAGACGAGAUGGUUCCGCGAUGAGAUCCAGAGCCGCUACAGCUCUCGGAGAGGAAGACGUUCGAAUGUUCCUGAGGACGAGGAUGUGGAAACGGCGAUCCGGUCUGCGGGGGAGUACGACCAAUACGACCCCUCGGAGAUCGUGUCCCCGGAGACUGACGACAAGGCCUUGGAGCAGUCGAGCCGCGCCAGGCGGCUUCGGCUGCUGGAGAAAUCGCCUACGCCGAAGGAGACGAUCUACAUUGGCAACCUCUUCUACGAUGUGACGUCGGAGGAUCUGCGGAAGCAUAUGGAGAAAUAUGGUGCUGUGGAGAGGACCAAUGUCAUCCUUGAUAGUCGGGGUAUGAGCAGAGGUUUUGCUUAUGUGCAGUUCGAGUCAGUCGAGGCGGCCAGACGGGCAAUUGAUGGAACACAUCUGCAGACCCUUGAAGGUCGUCGCGUCACUUCGCAAUACGCGCAGACCAACAUGGACGGACACCGCUCCCUGCAGCCCGUUUCGAGAACGUUGUAUAUCGGCAAUCUGUCAUUUGAGAUGACAGACCGGGAUUUGAACGAUCUCUUCAAGGAUGUCAGCAAUGUGAUCGAUGUUCGCGUAUCGAUCGACCGCCGCACGGGUCAGCCCCGUGGUUUCGCACAUGCCGAAUUCAUCGACGCUGAGAGUGCUCAGAAAGGGCUUGAGAUCCUGAGCCGGAAGUCUCCAUACGGCAGACAGCUGCGUCUGGACUACAGCCAUACCAACAGAAGGGCAGAGCGUAUCGAGAACAAUAAGCCUGCGGCCGAAUAA